GUUCAAAACUUCAUAUUUUUUGCUUGACUGUUCAUCUCUUUUGCUGCAUGUAGAGUCGAGGCGAGUAUUAAUAUUAGGCCUCCUUUUUCUUCAUAGUGUAGCCAUUGCUAGUAAACUCUGGAUGUGGUCAUGUUGCGCUCAUCCACAAAGUAUGAUUCGAAAUGGAUAAAGACUAAUCUCCAGUUGAUAUUCUCCGAUGAGGAUUUAAAUCGGAUGUGGAGUGAGAUGGUGACAGAUGGUGAGAUAAUGACUGAUCAGUCUUAUCCCAAUGACAGUGAUAAUGGAGACACCGAGCCUGGCGGAAGUGCUGGGUCUGAUAAAGCUAAAAGUGAUUCUGAAAGUGAACAAAAUGAAACCGUUGACAAAGAGAAUAAGAAGUCAGAGUUCAAGCCAAUACUUGAAGAGUGGACAUGGGGAGAGGAGCCAACCCUGGAGCAGCUGGUUGAAGCUCAGAGAGUUGUUAUUUCAGAACAGGAAGACUUGAAUAAUGAGGUAGCCCUGACUUCGCUCUCUAUAAACAGAUUGAAUAAGAGAGUGAGAGUGAUGGAGAGAGUUUUUACAGCUUUAUCAAACAGAAACAGUGUAACUGUACAAGAUGACAAAGAGGUCGUGCCAAUGGCCGUAUCUUCUGUAAAACAAGAGAGUAAAGCUCCAGCCACUUCUUCAAAAAAUAAUCAAGGGACUGGUACUGAAGGUCUGGCUAGAUUAGGAGCUAAAACUGCUCUGUCUUUUGCUUUUGCUUUUUUACGACGAGCUUGGAGAUCUGGAGAAGACAAGGACUUGUGUAGCGAGGUCCUUCAGCAAGCAUUGGAUAUACUCUACGAGGUACCAGUACCGUCUCUCUUUAACUCCUCCGAUAUUUCCAAUGUUUGGCUGGAAACCGUUGACCAGUGCAUGUCGUUUUUGAAAUCAGUCUGCUGUGGUUUUCAAAAGGAAGAGCAACUCAUCCCUUUAGAAGAUCGUCAGAAAGCACUAUCACUCCUCACUGAGCUGGCCCUCCAGAGAGGAACGCUGGAUUGCAUUCUUGACUGCAUACUCCUCUUGCUUCAUUUAUCAGACAAAGCCUCACGAUCUAACGAACUAUUGAAAACGGAACACGACAAGGAACCUUUCUUCCCGGCGGAAGAAGAGCUCAAUUAUCCACUAGUGCCUUUUCUAAGAAGAAUAUCGAACAUCCCUUCAUCGUCAGGUCUUUAUAUUCCACUCCAGACUGAUGAGGCUUGCUAUUCAGGAGAUCAUCCUAGUCCUACCAAGUCAUUCUUAGACUUUGUCACUCUUCCAAAUGAUGACUCCACAAGACUUGGAUUGAAGCAGUGUGCCACCAUUGCUCUCUCUCAUCUUGAUAGACUGGCUGAACCUUACAUAUGCUCUGAGGAGACAAUUGAUGGAACUGUAAAGCGUAAAGCUUCUGAGAUUGCUCACUGGGGUAGCAACAGGAGUGAAGGAGGUCCGUCAAUAAUACAGACUUCAAAUAUUUUGCUUGAAAUUGGAGCAAAGGAAUUUUACUCAUCUCCAAAGCAUCGAGUGGUUCUUACAGUUCAUGGAACUGUCUUUUAUGUGAUGGAUGCGUCAAUGGGUGACUUCACUGUUGAACAAUUAUUCUUUCCUGGAGAUGAAGAGAUUAUUCAAAUUGAUCAUAAUCCUUCCGGAAAUCACAUUCUAGCACUCACAAAGGAUGGGAAAGUGUACAGCUGGGGACAAGGAAGCAACGGUGUACUGGGAAUUGGAAACACAGAAUCUCAGACUGCCCCUACUGCUGUAGCUGCACUCUCUGGUGAUAGGAUUGUUCAUAUUUCUGCUGGUAGCAUGCACAGUGCUGCUGUUACUGAAGAUGGUGUUCUUUAUACCUGGGGCAAAGGCAGCUAUGGCAGACUUGGACAUGGUAAUGCUGAAGACAAGCUUAUUCCAACAAUAGUAGAAGGGCUGAAUGGAGUCAAGAUAGUCCAAGUUGAUUGUGGAAGUGGUGAUGCUCACACACUAGCACUAGAUGACACAGGACAGGUGUGGUCCUGGGGUGAUGGGGACUAUGGGAAAUUAGGUAGACCUGGUAGUGAUCAGAAUAAAGUCCCCAAGCCGAUUUCUGGUAUUGGAUCCACGUCACCGGUUGUUAAGAUUAUAUGUGGGAACCAAAUCUCAAUGGCGCUUACCAAGGAUGGUAAACUCUAUUCAUGGGGUUGUGGUGACACCUAUCAGCUUGGUCACGGUAAUCAAGAGCACGUUCGUCAGCCAAAGCUAAUCGAAGGAUUAUCAGAGACUGUAGUGAGCGAUGUGAGUGUUGGUGCCCAGCACUGUGUGGCACUAACGACUGAUAGUGAUGUCUAUGCUUGGGGAAAGAACUCUUCUUUUGAAGUGAACGAAUCCGGUGACAUUAUAUCUUCGCCGCUAAUGAUAGAGGCUGCCUCUGGUAAAGGGGCUUUAUUAAUUGCUUGUGGUGCUUCUGAAACUUUUGUAUCUUUCAGUAAAAGUCCGACCCCAACCGGAAAAGAGCUUCCCUUCAUAUUGAAUGUAUCAACUGUCACUUUUGAGAAAUUGGAUCAACUCUUGAAGAUUGUUUGUGAUAAGUUGGAUGGGAAAGGUCCUAACACUCACCCUCCAUCCCAAGAGCAGGAAUGCAUGGCCAUAGCUGCUCUUAACCUGCUUAAACUCCAAUUAUACACUGCUACAUCGUCAGGUAUACCUUCUGAGUCUAUUGGUCUCCAGCCUGGCUCGACUCUACUCCAGUCAAUCAAGCAUUUUGUGAUUGAUCUUGCUGGUGAAUCUGGCGUCAUACCUUCUGUUCAAAAUGCAGCACAGUCCGUUCUAAGAAGUGGCUGGGCAAUAUUACUACCAACAGUAUCAGAGAGAGCCAGUGCCCUCUCUGGCCUACUGCCAAGUGGUCCUGUGACAGAUUCUUUGCCUAAAGGACAGCAGUUCAUGAUUCAUUUGUUAGUGAACAGUCUGAUGGCUGACCAUGGCUUGGAGAAUGCUUUAAUGUCUGCCAUUACUUUUGAAACUCGAGAGCAAGACACAAUUUCCGAAAUACUAAGUGAUGAUGCUGUGCCUCUGUUACACUUGGUCCAUCAACUCAUUGGAAAUUCUAUUAGUAUGAGCCUGUCAUACUUUAAGCAGCUCCUUCAGACUUGUGACAUAAAGAAACCUACUGUCAUUGAUGACUCUGAACUUAAGUCAGACUCCUCUGCUAAAGGAUUGCUGCAAUUAUUUCAGAGGCUACUCCUAUCAAAUGUAUUCUCUUGCAGCAAAACGAAUGAAGCACAAACAAGAGGUGCUCUCUCUGUAUUAAUAAAAUACAUUGCCAUGGUCCAAGAAUACUCCAAUCAAGUCCUUCAUUCUGCUAUAAGAGUUGGUUCACUUGGGCCGAGAUAUUUCAUCCUUGCAUCAUCUGCUUUGUCUAAAGGAAUGUUUGGGGCACUGCUGCCUGAAUUAGCUGUGGGUCUUGUUCUCUUACAGUUGAAAGCUCCUCUACUUAUAUCUGAGUCUGACUGUGUCCCUUUACUUAGUGGGCUGCUUGAUUUACUUGAUAAAUUUAAUCGUUUGUCUCCUAACUGCACUAAACUGGAUGAAGAGGACAUGGCAUGGCCUGAUGUUAAAAAUAUUAGCUUUGCGGAUGCGUCAUGUAGAGUUGUCACUAAAAGUGAUAUUGAGAAGCACAAUAGUGAAGAAGGUGAAGGGAAGUGGCUUAUUAUUAAGGGAAAAGUGUAUGAUGGGGAACAGUUAGCAUCUCAGGUGAGUCUACUACAUGUUCAUAAUGCAUCUAUAUUUGUGAUACCAAUUAUACUAUUCAUGUACAUGUAUACAAUGUACUGUACUUGGUAAAGAAUUACAUUGUACUUU
Amphimedon queenslandica is the source of this 3831-nucleotide messenger RNA. Its product is annotated as E3 ubiquitin-protein ligase HERC2-like. The transcript is spliced from 18 exons. Gene Ontology annotation, molecular function: guanyl-nucleotide exchange factor activity. NCBI's taxonomy places the organism in Eukaryota, Metazoa, Porifera, Demospongiae, Haplosclerida, Niphatidae. The record is from RefSeq and is a predicted model, not a curated record. Bases 130 to 3813 code for a protein of 1227 amino acids. Gene Ontology annotation, cellular component: cytoplasm.